AUGUCCUCACAGGUAGCGGCGCUGGGGACGACGGGGGGAAAUACGAUGGCGACGACGGCGUGGUCGUACGUGGAGUACAUGGCGCGGUGGGAGCGCCAGGUGGAGCGGCGGCAGCUGUUCCUCCGGAGCUACCACUUCUCCCGCGACGCCGAGGUCACGCCGCGCGGGCGCGCGCGCCGCGUCGUCUGGGCCGGGGCGCGACGCCUGCGCCGGGCCGCCGCCAAGGGGCUCCGACGCCUCCGGGCGCGCAUCCGCCUCUGCUUCGGCUGGGCCGCGCCUGCGCUCCGCCGGCGCUCCUCCCCACGCCGGGCCGGCCACGGGUUCCGCUACGGCCGCAUCCCCCGGGCCACGAAGGCCGCAAACGCCGCGUCCGUUUGCUUCUGGUAG
This is a messenger RNA of Triticum turgidum subsp. durum (durum wheat), 387 nucleotides long. The record is from the annotation of a GenBank genome assembly. NCBI's taxonomy places the organism in Eukaryota, Viridiplantae, Streptophyta, Magnoliopsida, Poales, Poaceae.